GAUAACAAUGUACAAAGUAAAUAAUUCGAUCGCAAGUUGCAAGUAUAAAUUUUGUGCCAAAUCGACAAAAAUAAUAGUCAGUUGUGUCAGAAGCUUAUACGAAAAAUGAGGUCUCUGUCGAGUGUUUCUGCACUUUUGUGCUUCGUUUCUUUCUUUUCUGUGACGAAACCAGAAAUUUUCGAUAAUCGUUCUUGUCGUUACUACGGAGCUCGGCCCAUUCGAGAAUUCGCCAGAAAUUUGUACGAAGGAAAGUGGAGGGUGUACCGAUUGAAUGAUUACACGGAAUCAUUGAAUCACGACUGCAUAUUGUGGGAUUAUCUGACUAUUUCUUCUCCAAAUGCACAUGCCGUCGAAACUAGUGUAAAUCUUAAAACUGGCAAACCGCAGCUAAUUGAUAGCACCAUGCUUUUCGAUAAGGAAGGAAGAGGCCAAUUUACGUAUGACGUGAUAACAGACGGCGUAGAGCCCGAGUACAUCAAAAUCAUUGCCACGGACUACAGAAGAUAUUCGGUCGAAUGGAGCUGUGUAGAUUUCCCAAAGACCAAACAGUGUGAAUGCUUUGCGUACCUAAUGACGAGGGAACAAGUGCCUGACCAGGAAACGAUCGAUAUUCUCGAAAGUGUCUGCCGAAAACAUAAGAUCGAUCUUACCAGAACCAGAUUGGUGGUCCAAGAUCCAUCAGUUUGUGGAAGUAGCUAGUGAAAAGCAACAAAUAUUUCAAUUUUGAUAACUAACGAAAUUAAAGGAAAUUUACUUUUGAGAAG
Molecule: messenger RNA, 764 nt
Organism: Bradysia coprophila
Lineage: Eukaryota; Metazoa; Arthropoda; Insecta; Diptera; Sciaridae
Product: lazarillo protein-like
Source: RefSeq, a predicted model, not a curated record